AUGCGCAAGACCGCGGGCGCGUCGACCGUCGCGCCGACCGUCGCGUCCUGCGCCAUCGGCCAGGGCAUCCAGAAGUACGUGCUGGUCCAGGCCGGCGACCGCUACUUCGUGCGCGGCAACACGCGCGCGGCGUACCACAAGGACGCGGCGCGCCCGCUCGUCGACGAGCUCACGGCGAUGGGCGUCGCGCACGAGGUGCUCGGCGGCGGCCGCAUCCAGGCGGACCUCGCGAACAAGAAGAUCGCCAUCUACGGGCAUAGCAUCGGUUUUCCCUGGCAGGGCGAGUUCCGCCACGACCUGUCCGCGGCCGUCGUCGCGGAGGCCUACCCGGACGCCGAGGUGACGACGUCCAACGAGGGGUAUUGA
Messenger RNA from Aureococcus anophagefferens, 366 nucleotides. RefSeq lists its product as hypothetical. Gene Ontology annotation, cellular component: cytosol. The transcript has a single exon. NCBI's taxonomy places the organism in Eukaryota, Pelagophyceae, Pelagomonadales, Pelagomonadaceae. Bases 1 to 366 code for a protein of 121 amino acids. The record is from RefSeq and is a predicted model, not a curated record. Gene Ontology annotation, molecular function: protein histidine phosphatase activity. Gene Ontology annotation, biological process: peptidyl-histidine dephosphorylation.